AUGCUGCUGCACGAGUCCUUCUUCAGUCUCAAGGGCGUCCAAGAACGGCCCGUCUCCGUCGCCACAGAAUUCAUGGAGUCCGAUUUCGACGAGGACUACAUUCUGAGCGACGACGAGAGCGACGACGAGAGCGUCGACGGCGGCAACAACUCCCCACGGGGGAGCAUGAAUUCGUCGGGCCAGCCAAGUUUCACCACCGUCUCUUCCUAUGACGAGGUCCCGACGCCUCGAUCAAGUCGCAUGCACACGGACCUCCCGCUGGUCACCGACCUGGCCAAGCCUGUUGAAGGUCCCCGCGGCCCGCACCUCUUCCGCAUGUCGAUGCUCUCCGCCGAGUUCCAGACCGCCCUCAGCCUAUCGCCCCUCACACCGAAAGCCCCCUCCAGCGCCGCCGUCGCCUUCCACAUGCAGCAGCAGCAGCAGCUGCUGCAGCAGGGCCACAACAGCGUGCCUCUCCCGCACGGCAUCACCCCGCUGCCUCCGACGCGCCAGCAGCAGGCCCAGGCCCAGAGCGGCCCCUUCCGCUUCUCCCACGAGGAGCUUGACACCGCCACCCUUGCCGCGUGGUCGCCCGAGAUGGUCGCACAGUGGAUGCUGAAUGCUGGCAUUGAGCUUCCGGUCUGCGAACGCUUCAUCGAGAACGACAUCACCGGCAGCAUCCUGAUUACGCUCAAGUUCGAAGACCUCAAGGAACUCGGCAUCCCCUCGUUCGGUGUCCGCACCAACGUCUGGAACCAGAUCAACGCCAUGAAGAACGUCAAGACCGCCGAGCCGCGGCCCGACACCCCCAUCGAGGACGAGCCCGACCGCGAGGUGCGCCGUGAACUGCGUCGCGAGGUGAGCGUCAAGGACGGUCUGAACGGCGGUAGCAGCGGCAGCAGCGGCAACAACAAGCCCAUGCGCCGCUGCGCCAGCUCUCGCCGCAGGAAGCCGGCCCGCGCCUCGCCCGGUCUCCCCAUGUCCGCCGACGAUUCCAUCACCCCGAUGGAGUCCGUCUCCAUCGUCGGCAUUGAGCAGAUGAUGCCGAAGCCGCACCAGUGCUCCAAGGGCGAGAACUGCAGCAAGUGGCGCCGCAACCAGCGCAUGAUGGAGGCCUUCAAGAAGGACCACCCCUUUGUCGACGUGGAAAAGGGCGGCGUCAUCAUGGUCGCCGGCGACCCCGGCAACCCUGAGACGGCCCGCGCCAUCGUCCCCAACGACGACGUCUUCCGCCCCAUGUCCGACGCCAUCCCUUCUGUUGUUGCCUCGUCCGACGUCAUGGGCCCGGGCACUCUGGUCCAGGCACCAAUUGCGCUCGAGGAGGAAAGCCUGCGCGCCGUCCAGUCGCGCGAUCCCCAAGACAACGUGCGCCAGUUCCUCGACUUCCAGCACCAGCACGUCACGUCCAGCGAGGUGCCCCCCACGCCACCCUUUGAGCUGUUCCCCAGCCGCGUCCAGCAGCCGCACGAGGGUCUGCGCACGCUGCCCAAGCUGGCCAUCCCCUCCCAGCUGCGCCAGACGCACACCGUCCCGGACAACCAGGCCUUUUUGCAGUUCCAGCAGCAGCAGCAGCAGAAGCAACACCUGGAAGAGCAGCAGCGCCUCUCGGCCGGGGCCGAGGCCGGCGCUGUGGCUGUUCUCCCAAGCACCUCCUACCCCCUGUCGGCAGAGACAGCGUCCGCUGCACCGACGUCCACCACGUCCUACACAAACACCGCCAUCGAGGAGUCUCCUGACAGCCGCACGCCGACUGCGCCGUACCGCUUCGGAACGCCCUUCACCGAGGUCGACGUGCCCGUCACGGCCGUCCCGCUCGGCCCUGUCGCCCGCGAUGCCUCGCAGUCUGUCCCGCCCGACAUGAACUACCGGGCACCGCUGGCCCGCACCAUGUCGCGCGCCUCGGCUCGCCGUCCGUCGUUCCCGGUUCUGCCCUCGCUGGCCGAGAACCAGGUGUCCGCGGCCCCGCGUGUCAUGCCUGCCGGGAUGCCCCGCGCCGCAUCGGCCAUGGGCCACCGCCCGACCUACCGCAGCGUGAGCCCGGAGGGUCUGGGUCACGAACAGAACGCCGGCAACAACGCUGGCGCCCGUCACCUGCAGCCGCCGCCCCGCGUCAAGUACCCGUGGUCGCCCGACCGGGCUACCUUUGAGAAGGCGAUUGCCCCGCUGUCUCUGAUCACGUCGACACUCAACUCGUCGUCGUCGUCUCUUGCCUCCGCCAGCACGGGCACGCUCGGCUCGGCUGCAUCGGCUGUCUCGGGUGCCUCCACGGCCAUCACGUCGGCCGGUGGCAGCAUGCACAGCGCUGCUUCUGCCUCUGGCGGCAUCAGCUACCAGGGCGAGGUCAAGAAGCGCAAGACCAAGAUGCUGCGCCACGAGUGGAACGACCGCUACGUCACCCUCAAGGGCACGCGCAUGGCCAUCCACAAGGACAAGGCCAGCAUGCACCACAGCACCCUCGAGUACGUCGACAUUGACGACUACGCCAUCGCCUGCUCCACCAUGGCCGCGUCCUCCAGCAAGCUCAACGCCGCCUUCAAGGCCAUGAACAUUCGCCGCGGCAGCGCCGACAACGUGGCGUCGGGCUCGUCCAAGAACGACGUCGCCGCCUUUGCGUUCCAGCUGAUCCCCCAGGAUGCCAAGGGCGGCGUGCGCCUCAAGAAGCGCGACAGCGCCAUGCCGGUGUCGGGCAGCAACGGCGUUCUGACGCCGUCGUCGGCGUCCAUUCUGUCGUCUGCCGCGUCCACAUCGUCCUCCGCGCCUGCGCCCCUCGAUGCGGUCAACGGCACCGGCAAGACGCACCACUUUGCCGUCAAGAGCCGCGACGACCGCAUCGAGUGGAUGCGCGAGCUGAUGCUGGCCAAGGCCAUGCGCCAAAAGGGCGAGGGCUUUGAGGUCAGCGUCAAUGGCAAUAUGAUCUAG
Messenger RNA from Sporothrix brasiliensis 5110, 2898 nucleotides. RefSeq names its product sam and ph domain containing protein. The coding region runs from base 1 to 2898 and encodes 965 amino acids. Lineage: Eukaryota; Fungi; Ascomycota; Sordariomycetes; Ophiostomatales; Ophiostomataceae. Gene Ontology annotation, molecular function: protein binding. The transcript is spliced from 2 exons. The record is from RefSeq and is a predicted model, not a curated record.